AUGUCUUCAAUCAAAAGUUGUACUUCUGCUCAAUAUGAACUUAAACAUGCUACUUCUACUACCAAACAACCACUUAAAACUACUAGCUGCAAAAAGAGAAAGCAGAAGGAAGAAUGGAAAGGCACUAGUAAUUUGGAAACCAAAAGAAAAAGAGAAGAUCUAG
Molecule: messenger RNA, 163 nt
Organism: Dentiscutata erythropus
Lineage: Eukaryota; Fungi; Glomeromycota; Glomeromycetes; Diversisporales; Gigasporaceae
Source: the annotation of a GenBank genome assembly